This is a messenger RNA of Trypanosoma theileri, 1074 nucleotides long. RefSeq lists its product as uncharacterized. The transcript has a single exon. The record is from RefSeq and is a predicted model, not a curated record. The coding region runs from base 1 to 1074 and encodes 357 amino acids. NCBI's taxonomy places the organism in Eukaryota, Euglenozoa, Kinetoplastea, Trypanosomatida, Trypanosomatidae.
AUGGACUAUGUCAUUCUCAAGCCGGCGGAGCUAAUCCUAUGGAGGGAAAAGGCUGCGCCUACUAUACGCAAAGUGACGGAUUUGUUGCUACGUGGAGGUGCAAUUGGGUAUUUGAAUAUGGAGCAACUUUUACAAAAGGGCUCUGAGGAGGAUAUGAGUAUUAGCAAAGAUAAGCGUCGUGUUAAUCCUGUAGGGUUUAAAUCUAUUAUGCAACAGUCUGGGAUACUGCUUACACCGGAUGAGCACAGGAAUCUUCGUACUGCGUAUUCAGAUGAAGGUGGAUUUCUUGUUGACGAGUUCCUUGAUCUUGUCUGUCCACUGAGAAAUCUUAAUGAGAGUCAAAUCAACUUGCUGCGGAGUAUGUGCCCUGCGGUUGUGGGUAUUGGUAUUGGAAACACUUCUAUGAUUGAAUUAAAUGAGUUAUUGCAUGCAUUCGAAGACGCGUUGAUUGUUGAGGAUGUCACGAAGGCAAAGACUGAAACAAAAGAAGAGACUGAAAGUGCCAUAGCAACAGCAUCACUCUUUGAGUCUGCAUUACUGGAGAUGCGAAUGGUGUUUACAUCUUCACGUUACCCGAAGGGUCUUGUACCAGCGCGAGAUGUGGGGAAUUUCUGUGCUGCCAUUGUGUUAAACGGCGGUAAUAAUGGAAUGACAGUUCUGCAGCAACUCGCGAAGGUGCGACUGCAGUUGGCGUCAACUUCUAAUGACGCUGCGAACAGAACUCAAACAACAGAUACAUAUGAUGUGGAUCCUUUGCAGUCAUCGCAACAAAAUAAGCGUCAAGAUCGGGGCUAUGAUUACUACACGGAACGUGAUAAUCGUGAUGAGUGGAUUCGUGGCCGUGAAGAGGCGGCGGCGGGCCCGAUGUAUUUGCGUCACCUCCCGGGCUACAGCGGCCACUUGCCAACAUUCAAAAGUAAGUACGGGCGCUCCUUCCACCCUAUUGAGGAGUCCAUGCCGCAACUCACACAGGAAAAGAAGACUCAACCAGGACCACUACCAGCCGAUCACUACGGCCCUGGUGUGGAAUUGAAGGGUAAUCCAAUGAAUCGACACAACUUCAAGUUCUCUUAA